This is a messenger RNA of Rubroshorea leprosula, 1868 nucleotides long. The record is from the annotation of a GenBank genome assembly. NCBI's taxonomy places the organism in Eukaryota, Viridiplantae, Streptophyta, Magnoliopsida, Malvales, Dipterocarpaceae.
GUAUCUCGCAUAUAAGCUGACGCACUGAGGUAGACAUUAUCUGUUUCUUUCUCUCGAUUUGUGUUUGGGGAAAGAAAUGGUGGGAGAAAAGAGUGAAGAGAGAAAGCUCUCUCUGCAGUCCCCUUUGAUCCAAAUAUCCAGAGAAAAUAAUGAUGAUACUGUGCUUGAUGUUAAUGAUGAAGGGAGAAUCAAUGAGGGGGGCACAACAACAAGAAAGAAAGCUAUUGAAGAGGUGAAGAAGCAGCUAUGGCUAGCAGGGCCUCUGGUAUCUGUGGGUCUGUUAUGGUACUCUUUACAGAUGAUAUCUGUGAUGUUUGUGGGGCACCUUGGUGAGCUGCCUCUCUCUGGUGCUUCAAUGGCCACUUCCUUUGCAUCAGUUACUGGUUUUAGCUUGUUGGUAGGAAUGGCAAGUGCAUUAGAUACUCUAUGUGGACAGUCAUAUGGGGCAAAGCAGUAUCAUAUGCUGGGCAUACACAUGCAAAGAGCUAUGCUUGUUCUUUUUAUUGUUAGCAUACCCCUAGCCAUAAUCUGGGCAAACACAGGAUCCAUUCUAGUUUUUCUAGGCCAAAACCAUGACAUUGCCAGGGAAGCUGGACAAUAUGCUCUUUUCAUGAUUCCCAGUCUUUUCGCAUAUAGUCUCCUUCAAUGUCUUAGCAGGUUUUUGCAAACGCAGAACAUUGUUUUCCCAAUGAUGUUAUGUUCAGGCAUCACAACUCUGCUACACAUUCCUCUCUGUUGGGCCCUGGUGUUCAAAUCUGGCCUCGGAAGUAGAGGUGCUGCCUUUGCCAAUGACAUAUCCUAUUGGGUGAAUGUGUUGCUGUUGGCAUGUUACGUCAAGUUCUCUCCUUCCUGCACCAAAACCACGAUAGGAUUUUCAAAGCAGGCAUUGCAUAACAUCCUCACAUUUCUUCGACUUGCUGUUCCAUCAGCUGUUAUGGUCUGCUUGGAGAUGUGGUCAUUUGAAAUGAUGGUUCUUUUAGCUGGACUUCUCCCCAAUCCAGAGUUACAAACAUCUGUGCUCUCCAUCAGCCUCAAUACUGCUUCUAUCGUUUGGAUGAUCCCCUUUGGACUAAGCGGUGCAGUAAGCACACGGGUUUCUAAUGAAUUAGGAGCAGGGCAUCCGGAUGCUGCACGUUUAGCAGUAUGUGUUGUCCUGAUUAUUGCCAUUGCAGAGGGCAUGCUGGUGGGAUCAGUCUUGAUUUUGAUCCGAAACAUAUGGGCACAUUGUUAUAGCAGUGAAAGAGAAGUGGUUAGUUAUGUGGCAGCCAUGAUGCCAAUUUUAGCAGCAUCCAACUUCUUGGAUGGACUUCAAUGUGUUCUUUCAGGCACUGUUAGAGGAUGUGGAUUGCAGAAGAUUGGUGCAUAUAUCAAUCUAGGAUCAUAUUACUUGAUGGGGAUUCCGUCUGCUAUUGUGCUUGCUUUCAUGCUCCACGUUGGCGGAAGGGGGCUCUGGCUGGGGAUCAUAUGUGCGCUCAUGGUUCAAGUUUCUUCUCUUCUAAUCAUUCUCAUACGUACUAACUGGGACCAAGAGGCGAAGAAAGCGAGGGAGAGAGUCAACAACUCUGCAGUCAUUGUGGAUACCGUGUCAUGAAGCUGAUAUUCUCUCUGAAAAUUUAGGAUAAAUUAGUUUGAAAACUUUGUACCCUUGAGAGGUCAAUUACAUAUUGGAUUUUGAAGAUGGACUCCUACAGUUUUCACAUCAAGUUCAUACUUUGGUAUGCAAAGUGAUCACCGACGCUAUGCCCUGGGUUCUUUGUUCAACUGAAAUGUUAAACUCAUCCAACAUCUAAAUUUGCAGCCUCAAUCUGUCAUUAAGCUUAUUCAUCACAGUCAUCACAGUAAGAUUGGUAUAAAUAGAAGAAAUUUCC